AUGGCACACAUAUAUUCUACCUACACACUGUCACACAGGAGUCUGGAGGAAACCGUAGCGCUGAUGGGACGAACCCCGUCUGCUGCACCCGACCACUCAGAGACAAGACUCGAUUCAACAAAGUCGCUCAAUGCACAACCACGUACUGUCAAGGACAAACACACAGGGAUGGGCGGCAAAAGGGAGGCCAAGCUUGUUGUGAGGUCGAGUUCGAAGGAACGCUUGUCGACCUCAGGCCGUAUGCAGAGUAAUGAUCGCAACCAGGACCAGUCAUAUGACAGAUCAUCCGAAGAAGCGGCCCACCAAGCAAAAGAGCCUAUUGAUAAAAAGCACCAAUCACAACAGUCCAAAAAUGGGAUGCACCAAGCAAAAGAAUCUCAGGAAUCUCAGCUCAGAUCAAAGGAAUCCAAAACGAGUUACCAAUCAGAAGAGUCGAUCUAUUGCGAAGCAAGUCCUACCAUUGCACAAUCGUUUCAUUCACUUACUUCAGAUGCAGCGCCCGAUUGA
Molecule: messenger RNA, 507 nt
Organism: Sphaeroforma arctica JP610
Lineage: Eukaryota; Ichthyosporea; Ichthyophonida
Exons: 2
Coding region: 1-507 (168 amino acids)
Source: RefSeq, a predicted model, not a curated record